UACGGCCAAACGUCUACUUAAUUCUCCACUUUGAACAAGUCUUUUUAACAUUAGUGAAAAGAAACGACGGCGUUGGACAGGUGGUUCCUCUGUCUUUCUUGUCAUCGCCACGACUUACAAUUGUUGGUACCAAAAGCAGCAGAUUACGCCAGUUCUCUGUGUGAAGUGUGAAGCAAAAAAUGGCGAGGAGCAGAGCGAAAAUAACAUUCAGAAUAGUAAUAGGGAUUUUAGUAGUAUCAUUGCUCUACUACGUCGGCCGGCCUCUGUACUGGAAAAUCUCGGCCACCGUUCAUGACAUCCGUCACAACAAACAAACCGUCUCCCAAGGAUUUUCACAAAUUGUUCAGGCAGCUCAGAAUUCAGUGGGCUGGUUCCGCGAUGAGUCUGACUCAGGAGUGCAUGACGAUGGCAUUGCGGCAGCAAGGAGGAUCCUUCUUCGUAAGGUUUUGUAAAGCUUUGUACUUUCGAAAUUUUAUGUUACUUUCAUGUGUUGAGACUGUCUCAAGUGAUUAAUGUAGAUCUGGUUGAAUAAAUGUGUUAUAAUUGUGGAGGCUUUCAAACUUUUGAAGUUUUGGAAAUUGUAGCUACAUCUUGUACUAAUUUAAAGUUCAUAUCAGAAUAUUGAACAAUCGAUUUUUCUGUUUA
Molecule: messenger RNA, 645 nt
Organism: Capsicum annuum
Lineage: Eukaryota; Viridiplantae; Streptophyta; Magnoliopsida; Solanales; Solanaceae
Exons: 2
Coding region: 180-452 (90 amino acids)
Source: RefSeq, a predicted model, not a curated record